AUGGUGUUUCAGCCGCAAGAGAUCCCGCUGGGGUCUCCGCCCCUGGUCGAGGAGCAAGAUGCCGCCAACGGUGCGUGGGUGCCCAUCUACAGCCAUGCCUGUACCUUUGGGCCGGCUGUGUUUGUGGACAAGAUGAUGGAUCUCAUCAAGAACCCGAAUCUCAACUCCAGCUGGCUGUUCCGCGCCGAUAUUCUGCAUGACGACAAGAAGCUGGCUGGGAAUCCUGACGGCGUCUCUCGGCAGUCUCCCGCGGUCAGCCCCGUUGCCGUCUCGAUCCGCGGCAUGGCCCUCGUCCGCACCCUCGUCCGCAGACUCAUUCCCAGAAACGAGCGCAGAGACAAGCCCAUGGAGCAGACCUGCGCCUUCUACACCACGGAUCAGGUCACAGAUCAGGUCACGGCACAGGACGGCUUACAGGCACAGGAUCCUGCUGCUGCUGCUCGUUCUACUCUCGUCAUAUAUAUGCCCCAUGCCUCCUCGGCCGACACUCUCCCCUUCUAUCACCCCAAGGUUCGCGGCAUUGCACAUCUUCACCAGUGGGAUGGACAAGGCCGGGGCACCAUAUCAGUUCACUUCCUCCCCUAUCCAGAGCAUCCCCUCAGCGAUGCAAAGUUGCAGCGAACGGCGUAUCAUCUCCUUGAGGUUCUCGACAAACAUGGUCACGGAGCUGUUCAGGGCUAUGUCAAGAGAGUCAAUCACGACCUGGUCAUUCCCAAAGACAGAUUCCAGAACCGAUACGCGCUUCUCAAGAGCAAGUAUGCUCGCCAGAUGGUUGACUCGUGGGCCGAAAAGACGGAUCCUUCCAAGCACGUCUUUGAGGAUUUAGGAAUAGCCGCCUUCCUCAUCGAGCUAUGGAACGACAUGUAUCCCAAGGACGCCACUGCUUUUCCUGGAUUCGUCGAUAUCGGCUGUGGAAACGGCUUGCUGGUGGCUCUGCUGACGCGAGAGGGCUACUCUGGCUGGGGAUUUGACGCGAGAGAACGCAAGUCCUGGGCUCAGUAUAGAACGCGGGGGCAUGCUUCACCCUCUGGUUUCUCUCUAGAAGAGCGGCUGCUGCUCCCAUCCAUCGUGACAACGGCAACAGCAACAAGCGGUCAGGCCCAAGCGAGCGACCAGGCUGAGGCUGAACCCGAAACCGACCUGCGGCUGCGCGAAGGCGUCAUACACGACGGGGUUUUCCCCCCGGGCACCUUCAUCAUCUCCAAUCAUGCCGACGAGCUGACACCCUGGACGCCGAUACUGGCCGCUUCAUCGAGGUGUCCCUUUAUCAUGAUCCCCUGCUGCAGCCACAACUUGACUGGCGAAAAGUUUCGCGCACCCCCUCCGAGGGACAAGUCCAAGGCCAAGUCCACCUACGCCUCGCUGGUCGAUUGGGUGUCUAGGAUUGCAGAGGACUGCGGCUGGAAGGUCGAGACCGAGAUGCUACGUAUUCCCAGCACGAGAAAUACCUGUUUGUUGGGGAGAACACGAACAAGAGAGGGCGAUGGGCUGGAAACCCAGGUAGAUGUGGCAGCGCUUGUUGACAAGUACGGCGGCACGGGUGGCUACUACGAGAAUGUUGCAAAGCUCAUCAAGUCAGGCCCGAGAGGCCACUGA
This is a messenger RNA of Trichoderma asperellum CBS 433.97, 1596 nucleotides long. Lineage: Eukaryota; Fungi; Ascomycota; Sordariomycetes; Hypocreales; Hypocreaceae. The record is from RefSeq and is a predicted model, not a curated record.